AUGGAGCAACAAUAUUCUGUGAAGGAGUUAAAAGCUAUAGUGGACUACUUAAGCUUACACAAAGCAUACGGUGAAGUUACAGGAAAAAAGGUGUGGAUGGACUUAGCCGCCAGUUCUAAAGUUACAAACAGAACAUGGCAGAGUUUGAAGAACGCAUAUUUUAAACUAUGCCAUACUGAGUUGACCAAAACCCGUCAUCGUCUUCAUCCAAAGCAAGGCAUAUGUUCAACUAGUAAAGAUUGUGAAGAUGAUGAAGUGCAACAACUAGUUGAAUCAGAAGAAGAAAUAAUUGACAGAAACUCAGCUAACGAAAAAGAAGGCGAAAGAGAAAAAAAUUUCUCAAGCUUAACUACCCUUAAUCUCUCAAUUAUUAAUGAAAAAUAUAGCUCCCAGGCCAAAAAUGCUGAAAAAAGGAUGUCUGAUAUAAGCCAGAAUAAUUCAAAUCAGGAAGCUUUGCAAGAAAACAGUAAUCUACGUUCGAACAAAAAUCUAGAAAAUGGUCUAAAAAGAGCUAACUCUCAGGAAUUGGAAAAAAAAAACAACAAAAGAAUAUCAUGUGGGACCGGUCGUAGAUCGUUGAAUACAGAACGUCGCAAAUGUACCAUUUCACACUCUUCGGAAAUGUUAAGUCUAUCACUUCCAGUAUUAUCACUUAGAGAGGAUUGCGGACCUGUGGAGGAUAAUAACGCUGUAGUUCAAAAUGGGCAAUCUCCUAACAACAAUGACACUUGUACGCGCGAAGACGAAUUAGCUCAAGACGUAGUUUUUUGGAAGCUGUUAUACUCUAAGGAAAAAGAAAAGACUGAAGAAUUGAGAAAGUUGAUAAACCAGACGAAGGGAGAAGAAUCGCAAAGGAAGAGGCGCUAA
Messenger RNA from Maniola jurtina (meadow brown), 867 nucleotides. RefSeq lists its product as uncharacterized. The record is from RefSeq and is a predicted model, not a curated record. The coding region runs from base 1 to 867 and encodes 288 amino acids. Lineage: Eukaryota; Metazoa; Arthropoda; Insecta; Lepidoptera; Nymphalidae. The transcript has a single exon.